Messenger RNA from Leguminivora glycinivorella, 737 nucleotides. RefSeq lists its product as uncharacterized. The record is from RefSeq and is a predicted model, not a curated record. The coding region runs from base 115 to 693 and encodes 192 amino acids. Lineage: Eukaryota; Metazoa; Arthropoda; Insecta; Lepidoptera; Tortricidae. The transcript has 4 exons.
AAAAGAUACUGAAAUAAACUUUUUCCCUCAGAAGGUUUUGUAUUUAAACUUAAGCGUGACAUGUUAACAUUUUAAAGUAAAUUUAGUAAAAAAAUUCACCUACAGAAAAAAAAAAUGUUUCGGUUUUUAAGUUUGUUAUUAUUCUGUGGUGUUUAUGUCAUAGUGCUAGGGGAUGAUGCAGACGACAGGGCAAACGCAAAAGGUGGUCCCUUCUCCACAAUCAUAACAAAAAUGCAGAAAUGCAAGAAGACGGAUCUUCCUUACCAGGCCAAAGGUGAAAGGUCUGCCGAAAUAACGUACGAGCUUGGUGACCCUGGCGACAGAGCCUCCGGACCUUCGAUUAUAGGGAACUACACGUCACUCAAAGAGGAUCCUGAUCUAAAGAUGAACAUCACGGACUUCCAGCAGGUGAAGGGGAAAUGGGAGCCGAUAUACGGCGUGUUCGGCAUUAACUGCUACAAUCGGCUCGUAGCCAGAUUUGCCCGUAUCUUCCACGUCCGAUAUAACAAGCAGACUUGCGUGGUUCCGAAGGGCACCCAUAGAUUCAACGUGGAUUACGACGCGGUAGACCACGAGUUCCAAACGCGCAGGGUGUACGGAAAAGUGUUGAGGCGAGUGGUGGUCACUAGCAAGAAGAAGACAGUGAUAUGUCUGGAGAUCGAGGCCGAAGUUGCUCCUGGCGAAGAAAUGUAGUAUUGGUUAAAAUUGCAAAAUGUUUCAAUAAACGUACUCGUGUA